CGUGACGUCAUCGACCGUUUAUGAAAACCGCGUGGGCGACGUCAUCCGUCGAGGCCAAAAACAUAUUUGUUACGUCACGUCUCGGCCGCUUCUGCUCACUGGCGGCGUCCACGUUACGGCGCCGGGUCCCGCGUGAACCGGGGAGCCCCGCGUGAACCGGGGAGCCCCGCGUCCCUUUGCGUCGGGUGGCAGCGAUUCCACGGAUCGAGGUGGACGAUGUUGGGCUGGCGCGGGGCUCUGGACGAGGGCGGCUUUGACGACGUAGAGGGGCCAAUGGGAUCGGAGCACUCCUCGUCGGAUGAUAGCGACAAGGAUCACGACGAGCGUGAGGAGCGGCUCAUCGUGGUGGGGAUCUGCGCGAUGGCGAAGAAGUCGCACUCCCGGCCCAUGGCCGAGAUCCUGGCGCGCCUGCGCAUGUUCCCCUACCUGAGCGUGAGCAUCUUCCCCGAGGACACGAUCCUGCACGCGCGUGUCGCCGAGUGGCCGCCCUGCCACGUGCUCAUCUCCUUCCAUUCUAAGGGCUUCCCGCUGGACAAGGCGGUCGCGUACAGCAAGCUGCGCAGGCCCUUUGUCAUCAACGACCUCAACAUGCAGUACCACAUCCAGGACCGGAGGGAGGUGUACCGGAUCUUGCGAGCGGAGGGGAUCGAGUUGCCGCGCUACGCCAUCCUUAACCGCAAUCCGGACCACCCUGACGCCUGCGACCUGGUGGAGGGGGAGGACCACGUGGAGAUCAACGGAGACGUCUUCCAGAAGCCCUUUGUGGAGAAGCCGGUGUGCGCCGAGGAUCACAACGUCUACAUCUACUAUCCCACGUCGGCCGGCGGAGGCAGCCAGCGCCUCUUCCGCAAGAUUGGCAGCCGGAGCAGCGUGUAUUACCCGGAGAGCAACGUGCGCAAGACAGGCUCGUACUUGUACGAGGAGUUUAUGCCAACCGAUGGCACCGACGUGAAGGUGUACACGGUGGGGCCGGACUACGCGCACGCGGAGGCGCGCAAGUCGCCGGCGCUCGACGGGAAGGUGGAGCGCGACGCCGAGGGCAAGGAGGUGCGCUACCCGGUGAUCCUCAACGCCCGCGAGAAGCUCAUCGCCCGCAAAGUGUGCCUCGCCUUCAAGCAAACGGUGUGCGGGUUCGACCUGCUGCGAGCGAACGGACACUCGUACGUGUGCGACGUUAACGGCUUCAGCUUCGUCAAGAAUUCCAUGAAGUACUACGAUGACUGCGCCAAGAUCCUGGGGAACCUCAUGAUGCGGGAGUUGGCCCCACAAUUCCAGAUCCCGUGGUCGGUUCCCCUGGAGGCCGAGGACAUCCCCAUCGUCCCCACCACCGCCGGCACCAUGAUGGAGCUGCGCUGCGUGAUUGCGGUGAUCCGGCACGGAGACCGCACCCCCAAGCAGAAGAUGAAGAUGGAAGUGAGACACCAGAGAUAUUUUGAUCUCUUUGACAAGUACGGGGGCUACACGAGCGGCAAGAUCAAGCUCAAGAAGCCCAAGCAGCUCCAGGAGGUGCUGGACAUUGCCAGGGAGCUGCUGCAGGAGCUAGGACAGAACCACGACUCGGAGAUUGAGGAGAGCAAAGCCAAGCUGGAACAGAUGAAGGCCGUGCUCGAGAUGUAUGGCCACUUCUCGGGAAUCAACCGCAAGGUACAGCUCACCUACCUGCCCCAGGGCCGGCAUCGCCGCUCAAGCGAGGAGGAGGACACACAGACGCAGCCAUCCCUGCUACUGGUGCUCAAGUGGGGGGGCGAGCUGACCCCCGCAGGGCGCGUGCAGGCGGAGGAGCUGGGGCGCGCGUUCCGCAGCAUGUACCCGGGGGGCCAGGGGGACCAUGCGGGCUACGCUGGCUGCGGCCUCCUCCGCCUGCACUCCACCUACCGCCACGACCUCAAGAUCUACGCGUCGGAUGAAGGCCGAGUCCAAAUGACAGCCGCCGCCUUUGCCAAGGGGCUGCUGGCGCUGGAGGGGGAGCUGACGCCUAUCCUGGUGCAGAUGGUGAAGAGCGCCAACACCAACGGGCUGCUCGACUCGGAGGGAGACGCCCUUAGCAGCUCGCAGCAGCGCGUCAAGCAGCGCCUGCACGAGGUGCUGCAGAGAGACACCACCUUCACCCCCGCCGACCUGCGCAAGCUGGCUCCCACCGGCAGCGCGUCUGUGCUGCGCUCCAUGCGCUCCAUCGGGAACCCGGUGCGCACCUGCGACGAGGUCUACGCCCUCAUCCAGAGCCUCACCUCGCAGAUCCGCACGCGCAUGCACGAGCCCAAGUCUGCAGACAUCCAGCUGUACCACAGCGAGACGCUCGACCUGAUGCUGCAGCGCUGGGCCAAACUGGAGAAGGACUUCAAGCUCAAGGGCGGGCGCUACGACAUCAGCAAGAUCCCCGACAUCUACGACUGCAUCAAGUACGACACGCAGCACAACGGCGCGCUGGCGCUGCGCCGCACGCACGAGCUGCUCGCGCUCUCCCAGGCGCUGGCCGACAUCGUCAUCCCGCAGGAGUACGGCAUCAGCAGGGAGGAGAAGCUGGACAUCGCGUACGCCUACUGCCUCCCGCUGCUGCGCAAGAUCCACACGGACCUGCAGCGCACGCAGGACGACGACACCGUCAACGUGCUCAACCCCCUGUAUUCGCGGGGGGUGAGCUCCCCCGGCCGGCACGUGCGCACACGGCUCUACUUCACCAGCGAGAGCCACGUGCACUCCCUGCUGUCCAUCCUGCGCUACGGGGGCCUGCUCAACGAGGAGCGUGACGAGCAGUGGCGCCGCGCCAUGGACUACCUGAGCGAGGUGACGGAACUCAACUACAUGACGCAGCUCGUUAUCAUGCUCUACGAGGACCCGGGCAAGGAACCGACGUCCGAGGAGCGAUUCCACGUGGAGCUGCACUUCAGCCCCGGGGUCCGGGGGGGGGUCUCCGGCGGGGACCCCCCGCACCCGUCGGGCUCCGGCUACCGCCCGGCCUCCCGCGAGAGCGACGUGGGGCGACAGUCGCAAGAGGAGGAGGUGGGUGGCGGGCAGGAGGAGCGGGGGGGCGGCGUGUUGAGUGGGAGGAGGAGCAGGGGGGCGGGGGCUGGGGUGGCACCGCCACCGCCGGGCUCCCCCACCGCCCGGCCCGGAGCUUCGUCGGCGCCCAUCGUCAUCGUCAAGCCGCGGCCGCUGCCCCUGCACUGCCGGCCGCGCAAAAACACAUCCACGGAGGCGUUCCCCCUGAGCGCCUCCAACCCCGAGUCGGGUGGCACCGCGUGCCUCCCCGUGCCCAGCCGGCGGCGCCGCCGCUCCGGCGACGCGAACUCCCUUGGUCCCCCCUCACCCGGCCCCCCACCCCUCUUCUCUACAUCCCUGCAGCAGCUGGCGGAGACGCCGGGAGCAGCGGGCGCUGCAGCAGGAGGAGCGCCGGCUGCGCUGUUCCCGCUCACGCCGCUGCACUGCGGCAUCAAGAGCCUCGCUCAGACCCAGGCGCUCAUGCUCGAGAGCGGCGGUGGCAGCGUGCCGUCCCUGUCGCCGCUGGAGACGCUGCACAACGCACUGUCGCUGCGCCAGGUCGACGCGUUCCUCACCGCCGUCUCCUCCGUGCCCGUCGCCGCCCCUGGCUCCCCGGCCUCCGUCGCUUCUUGCCAGCCAAACGAACUGCCCGUCAACGGGCCGGACGGCGCACCUGCGAGCCACUCGAACGGCUUGCCUCUCGGCCAAUGAGCCGGUCGCUCUGCCGCGGCGCCGCCAGCGAGACACCUCGCGACUCGUCGCCACGCGCGUCGAGACUCGUGGAAGGCGGAGAGACUUGGGUCGCUCUCGGGCCGCGUUCCCGUUCGCGGCUCGUCCCUGGCCUGGCCUCGACGGCUCCGAGUGUGGCAGGGGGCCGCGCUCGGAGCCCGCUUCAGAGCCACGCUCGACCUGGACCUGCUCUGAGCAGGAGCCAAGCCCGAGCCACGCCUAAGACCACGGGCCUCGUUUCCGUACCGCUCACUGUGAUCUCGGGGGACAACGCGGACCGGCACCGACUCGUCCGUGCCCCGGUACGCAAGGACCAAGCUACGUCCCAUGGACACCCCCCCUGCCCCCAGCAACCACCACGCGGUGGACGGCGGGGGAAUUCAACAUCCAUGUAUUUUGUUUGUUUACGAUCAAAGCCAAAGUUUACUUUGUGUGUUUUCUCUGUGACUUGCCCGAAACUUGAACAAACGCCUACAUUGCCAAGGUCCGUAAGACUUUCCUUACUAUUUCUUUAGCUAUCACGUCCGCAAAGUUCCCAGGUACGCGCCGUCGUUACCCGACAGAAUAUACCGCGCGGCGUUUGUCGUAGCACUUAGGUCAAUUGUGGCUCGCGGUCGGAAGGUCGCGAGUUCAAAUCCCGGUUGAGCUGGUUGAGGGUUUGACUCAGCCCAUCAUCCCUAAAUCCGGGGUUGACCAAAAACGAGAACCACUUUGUGGAGGUCAGCGGUCGGUAUCCCGAUUCAUAAUUGAGUUUUGGGUGAGGCCGCGCUUUAAUGGUGUGGCCAAAUUUGUGUAGUCAAGAACCCUCCACCACCCGACAUAGCCGAGCAAUGUAAAUGGUCACGUGGUGUACAAGCGUUUUAUUAUGCCCGUUAUUGCACCAGCUGGCUCGCCCGACGAGUAGAAUAGCAAUCCUCACUGCCAUAUUUAGCGGCGAUCGGAUGCGCAACGUUUCACUUGAAACUGCGCCAAACAUCCUCAGGACAAGUUCCAGGAAGUCGUAAUAAAAACCCUAACCCAAAGAUACAUUCACAAUGACUCAUUGGCAACCACCGGCACACAAGUUGGUGGUUGUCCUUUGGAGAGACUUGCCUCCGUCCGUCACAGGAAUGUGGAAUGUCCAACUAUGGCUCUGCAGGGCUGUAAACAAUAGGUAAGCACCAACGUCUCGAGGCUCAUGGGAGCAGCAGGAAUGCCCUUUGACUGCGUUUGUCACCGCAGUGGGCACAUCGAGACUUGUCCUCCAGGGGAUCAGUGCCUUCGUUGUUACUGCACUAUACGGGCGGCAGGGUGGCGGCGGUGCAGCGGUGACCCCCCCUCGUGCCUUACAGCAACAAGCGCCUGGGUUCGAUUCCCGACUCGGACGCCCUUUCUGUGUCGAGUUUUUACGUUCUCCCCGUUCUGCAUGGGGUCCCUCUGGGUUCUAUGGUUUCCCGCCCAUAGCUAAACCAACACAUUGGGACUGACUGGUAUCGGCCAAAACAUCCCAAUGCUGAAAAAUCGCUCGCAAAUAAUUUAAUGGAGAUCACGCAACGGCAGCAGCAACACCUCCCUCAACUGUGAAAAUUUGGCAGGACCCUCCUGAAAGAGAAUAUUGAGACUCAGUGAGGCUUUCCUGGGCAACCAAGCAUAAUUAUAAUAUGAAUAUCCAAUGGCCAAACUGUACUGUAUUUUCAAUGCCUUUCGCUGGCCAUACAUUAAGACAAAGAUUCCGUGUAUAGCCUUAACAGGCACCUAUGAAAGCUGGCGUGGCAAAAGCAGAGGAUAGGUGACCAGCACCACACCCGGCCCGCCUUCAUCUCCCCAGUGGGGAUGUUUACACCCCGCACCAAGUAUGAAUUUGAGACCCAGUCGACCUAGGGAAGGCCCAGUCCAGACAAUCGUCACUGGUGUUGUCCGUGAGCUGGAAUCGAACUCGGGUCACCGGUUUCGUAGUGCCGACCGCUAACCGCUGCACUAACCGCUCCCCACACACGCAGCACCCCUCCCCUAUUGGCAGCUAUCUGUGCGGCACCAGGCGACUCGGCACCGGUGUGUGAGCAGCCAUUAGUCCGCCGGCAGGAGACGAUAGUUGCUACUCGGUGUGUCAUCCCGACUGAGUAACCUUUAGCGGCGCGAUUCUUCUAAUUUGGCAAAUUGGGACGGCGAUGCCCGAGUGACUCGUUUAGAAUAACGCCGCGGGACGUCCACCAGCCACUGCGAGUGACGCAGACGGCACGGAGGAGCGUUGUACGGCUAAUACGCACGCCGCAGCAUUCACCAGGGUGGCCGCUGUGAGCUGUGACACCGUCUGUGGUGAACCGACGGUGGUGUGAAUUAUUGAUGACGCCCGCAGUAAUAACCGGGGCGGCCUGCCGGAUUGAAAUUGCGAAGCUCUGCAACGAGUGGGGAAUGCCCUACCGCUCGGCCGCGAUGUCACACCGCCCCAUGAAGUCGUGAUCCGGCUCGCCCGUGUUCCCAGUCACGACUCGGCUCAGGCCUGGCUUAGGCCUGGCUCUGGUUCAAGCGAGCCACGCUUAACUUGAGCCACCUCCGAGCACGGUCACGCUCAGGAUUUCCCAGAGCCGAGCCUGAGCCACGGCUGAGCCGUUUCACUGGUGCGGUCUUUUGGAAGGAACCGAGCGGCUGAACGGACUGAUCCGUGAGCGUUAAGACGACCGGGCCAGGGCCGAGCGGCGACCAGGAAGGCGGCGAGGGUGCACCCGACGACCAAAGGCCACGGCUCGGCGUUCCCGCAUUGUGCGCCGAGCUCCGGUGGCGGAGCGCGGUGUCAGGGCGAGUUCACCGCGGCGGUGACCGCCGUCCAGGUCUCGCGAGUCCGCCGUGGUUACGCCCCCCCCCCGAGUCCGCCGGUUCUCCUCCGCUCGCAGAUCCGAAUGGUUACGAGUCGCACGCGCCGGACGAUUGUGAAAUGAUGUUCCGCGUCGCCGUCCUUGAACGCCCGCGACUCGGGAAGAGGGGGGGAGGGGGCGGAUUUGUACCCACGCCUCGCGGGAGCCCCCGAAUCUCAAUAAAUAUUUUUGUAUUUGCCAGCUGAA
Molecule: messenger RNA, 6746 nt
Organism: Petromyzon marinus (sea lamprey)
Lineage: Eukaryota; Metazoa; Chordata; Hyperoartia; Petromyzontiformes; Petromyzontidae
Product: inositol hexakisphosphate and diphosphoinositol-pentakisphosphate kinase 2-like
Biological process (GO): inositol metabolic process; inositol phosphate biosynthetic process
Cellular component (GO): cytosol
Molecular function (GO): 5-diphosphoinositol pentakisphosphate 1-kinase activity; inositol hexakisphosphate kinase activity
Source: RefSeq, a predicted model, not a curated record